AUGUCUGACCUGUCAAGGACUGUUGCUCAGGAGCAGCUCGUGUCCCAGGACCUGCACCUCUCGCCAACGCCGGUGAUCAACCUUGGGCACCUCAGCCUUGACUCUGUGACACGAUCUGGCAUGGUCGACCAAAUCGCCAACGCAUGCCAUGAUCUAGGGUACUUCCAGGUUAUAAACCAUGGGAUCAGUCAACCUGUCAUGGAUUGUGCUGUUGAAGCAGCUUCAGAUUUCUUCAAACUACCAAGUGAGACAAAGGAAGAGUUUGCAUCAGAGGACCUCCGCCAACCUGUUAGAUAUGACACCAGCUCAAAAGAUAGCAUUAGCAUGUCACGGGCAUUCCUAAAGCAUUAUGCCCAUCCACUCAGUGAUUGGGUUCAAUAUUGGCCAGAGAAACCACCAAUCUACAGGGAAUACAUAGGAAAGUAUGCUGUUGAAGUAAGGAGGGUGGCUUUGCAACUGAUGCAAGCAAUACUAGAAGGCCUAGGAUUGGGUAAGGAAUACCUGAAUGGGAAAUUUCAAGAAGGUUCACAACUAUUGUCAGUGAACUGCUACCCUAAAGCGUCACAAGAUGCCAUGGCUAUAGGGCUGGCACCACACUCUGAUUAUGGAUUUCUUACCAUCUUGCUCACAAGUUGUCGGGGCCUUGAAGUCCUUGACCGCAGCAGCAACAGCUGGAAAACAGCCCAGCGACUUCCGCAUGCAUUGCAUGUCCAUGUAGGAGACCACAUGGAAGUCCUGAGCAAUGGGCAAAUCAAAACAGUUGUGCACCGUGCUGUUUUGAAUCCUGAAGAAUCAAGGAUUUCUAUAGCAAGCAUUCAUGGUUUUGAAGUACAUGAGAAGGUCGCCUGUGCCAAGGAGCUUGUGGAUGAACAAAAUCCCCAAAAAUACAAAGAGAGCAGCUUUAGUGACUUCCUCGACUAUCUCACAGCUAAUAUGGACAACAAGCACAGGAAUUUUCUUGAAAGCCUCAGAAUGUUAACUGGUGCUAUGAUAUUUGAGAAGGCAGAUCGAGCUAAGGUUUACUGUCACAUGUUUAAAUACUGA
Molecule: messenger RNA, 1044 nt
Organism: Miscanthus lutarioriparius
Lineage: Eukaryota; Viridiplantae; Streptophyta; Magnoliopsida; Poales; Poaceae
Source: the annotation of a GenBank genome assembly